Chrysochloris asiatica (Cape golden mole) is the source of this 5724-nucleotide messenger RNA. RefSeq names its product von Willebrand factor A domain containing 8 (gene VWA8). The transcript is spliced from 45 exons. NCBI's taxonomy places the organism in Eukaryota, Metazoa, Chordata, Mammalia, Afrosoricida, Chrysochloridae. The record is from RefSeq and is a predicted model, not a curated record. The coding region runs from base 1 to 5724 and encodes 1907 amino acids. Gene Ontology annotation, molecular function: ATP binding; ATP hydrolysis activity. Gene Ontology annotation, cellular component: cytoplasm.
AUGCAGUCCCGGCUCCUUCUCCUCCGGGCGCCUGGUGGCCACGGCGGCCCAGCCGCCCGACGCGUACGACUGCUCCUGCGGCAGGUGGUACGGGGCAGGCCGGGCGGCGACGGGCGGCAGCCCGAGGUCAGACUGCUGCACGCCGGGGCAGGGGCCGACACAGGUGAGACAGUUAAUAUUGGAGAUGUAUCCUACAAGUUGAAAACACCCAAGAACCUGGAACUAGUGCCACAUAACUAUAUUUCAGAUUCUCUGGCUCAAUCUGUAGUUCAGCAUCUAAGAUGGAUAAUGCAGAAGGAUCUUUUGGGACAAGACGUCUUUCUAAUAGGACCUCCUGGGCCGCUUCGGCGCUCUAUUGCUAUGCAGUACUUGGAGCUGACCAAGCGGGAGGUUGAGUACAUUGCCCUGUCAAGGGACACCACUGAAACGGACCUCAAACAGCGUCGAGAGAUCCGCUCUGGUACUGCGUUUUACAUUGAUCAGUGUGCGGUUCGUGCAGCCACAGAAGGCAGAACUCUCGUUUUGGAAGGUUUGGAAAAGGCGGAGCGGAAUGUCCUGCCUGUUUUGAACAACUUGCUGGAAAAUAGGGAGAUGCAGCUUGAAGAUGGACGUUUCCUGAUGUCUGCCGAGCGUUACGACAAACUUCUCCAAGAUCAUUCUAAAGCAGAGUUGGAUGCUUGGAAGAUUGUCCGGGUUAGUGAAAAUUUUCGAGUGAUUGCCUUGGGCUUGCCGGUACCUAGAUACUCUGGGAAUCCAUUAGAUCCCCCUCUCCGUUCUCGAUUUCAAGCCAGAGAUAUUUAUUACCUCCCUUUCAAGGACCAACUUAAGCUGCUAUAUUCAGUUGGAGCCAGAGUUCCUGCUGAGAAAGUUUCUCAGCUUUUGUCCUUUGCCACAACUCUCUGUUCCCAAGAAUCUUCUACUCUUGGACUUCCAGAUUUUCCUUUAGAUAGUUUACCAGCUGCAGUUCAAAUCUUGGACUCCUUUCCUAUGAUGUCAGUCAAACAUGCAGUCCAGUGGCUUUACCCAUACACUAUAUUAUUAGGGCAUGAAGGGAAGAUGGCGGUAGAAGACGUUUUAAAGCGCUUUGAACUCCAGGAUUCAAGAAGUUCUAUACUUCCUAACGAAGUUGUAAAAGUGGAGAGGAUGACAGAAAACCGUGUCUCUCAAGCUUCGGUGACUGUUCAGAUUGCAGAAAAAGAGGUGACCAUUAAGGUGCCCUCUGGGACCAAGCCUAUAAGUCAACCUUGUGCCUCAGACCAUUUCAUACAAACAUUAAGCCAUAAGCAACUAUUGGCUGAAAUGAUGCAGUCUCACAUGGUGAAGGACAUAUGCUUAAUUGGAGGGAAAGGUUGUGGAAAAACAGUCAUUGCCAAGUACUUUGCCGAUAUCUUAGGAUACAACAUAGAACCCAUCAUGCUCUAUCAGGAUAUGACCGCACGGGAUCUACUACAGCAGAGAUACACGCUCCCGAAUGGAGACACUGCCUGGCGGUCCUCACCCCUUGUGAGUGCUGCUCUGGAAGGAAAACUUGUCCUCUUAGACGGUAUCCAUCGGGUCAACGCUGGCACACUCGCUGUACUGCAAAGGCUGAUCCAUGACCGAGAGCUAAGCCUGUAUGAUGGUUCUAGGCUGCUGAGAGAAGACAGGUAUAUGCGUUUAAAGGAGGAGCUAAAAGCGUCUGAUGAGGAGCUGCAGGAGAGAUCCAUUUUCCCCAUCCACCCAUCCUUCAGAAUCAUCGCCCUGGCAGAGCCCCCUGUUAUUGGAAGCACUACACAACAGUGGCUGGGACCCGAAUUCUUAACCAUGUUCUUUUUCCAUCAUAUGAAGCCACUUGUCAAAAGUGAAGAAAUCCAAGUGAUUAAGGAAAUGGUCCCAAACAUACCUCAAGAUGCUGUGGAGAAAUUGCUGUCAUUUACACACAAACUCAGAGAGACACAGGAUCCAACGGCGCAAUCACUGGCAUCAUCACUUUCCACCAGGCAGCUGUUGAGGAUUUCUCGUCGCCUGUCACUGUAUCCUGAUGAAAACCUUCAUAAUGCUGUCACUAAAGCCUGCCUUUCCAGGUUCUUACCAAGCCUAGCAAGAUCUGCAUUAGAGAAAAAUCUGUCAGAUGCUUCAAUAAAAAUAAUGACUGAUAAUAAUCUGGAACCAGAAUUGAAAGAUUACAAAUGUGAAGUAGUAUCUGGAUGUCUGAGGAUCGGAGCUGUCAGUGCACCAGUAUUCAACGCCCAUGAGAAAAUGAAAGUGCCUGAUGUUCUGUUCUAUGACAAUGUGCAGCACAUGAAGGUGAUGGAAGAUAUGCUGAAAGAUUUUCUCCUAGGAGAGCACCUAUUGCUGAUUGGUAACCAGGGUGUAGGAAAGAACAAGAUUGCUGACAGAUUUCUUCACCUGCUCAACAGACCACGAGAAUACAUCCAACUGCAUCGGGAUACCACGGUACAAACCCUUACUCUUCAACCCUCUGUUAAAGAUGGACUCAUAGUAUAUGAAGACUCGCCUUUGGUGAAAGCAGUAAAGUUGGGCCAUAUUCUUGUAGUAGAUGAAGCAGACAAGGCUCCAACAAAUGUCACCUGUAUUUUGAAAACUCUAGUGGAAAAUGGAGAAAUGAUCUUAGCAGAUGGAAGACGUAUUGUUGCAAAUUCGGCUAAUGUAAAUGGAAGAGAAAAUGUUGUCGUGAUCCAUCCCGAUUUUAGGAUGAUCGUUCUGGCCAACAGACCUGGGUUUCCUUUCCUAGGCAAUGAUUUCUUCAGUACACUAGGUGAUAUUUUUAGCUGCCAUGCAGUUGAUAACCCUAAACCCCACUCCGAGCUUGAGAUGCUCAGACAGUACGGACCAAAUGUGCCUGAGCCAAUUCUUCAGAAGCUUGUGGCUGCCUUUGGAGAACUGAGGAGCUUGGCUGACCAGGGGACAAUCAACUAUCCUUAUUCCACUCGAGAAGUCGUCAACAUAGUCAAACAUUUACAGAAAUUCCCCAAUGAAGGUAUCUCCAGUGUGGUUAGGAAUGUGUUUGACUUUGAUUCCUACAACAACGACAUGAGAGAGAUUUUGACUAGCACUUUACACAAAUACGGCAUACCUAUCGGAGCAAAGCCUACCAGUGUGCAGCUGGCAAAGGAGUUGCCUCUGCCAGAGCAGACGUUCAUGGGCUAUUGGACAAUUGGUCAGUCAAGAAAUGGAACGCAAAAACUUCUGUGUCCAGCAGAAACUCAUCGUAUAGAUAUAAAGGGUCCAGUACUAAUAAACAUACAGGAGUAUCCAAUAGAAAGACAUGAAGAAAGAUCCCUCACCUUUACUGAAGAAUGUGUCUCCUGGAAAUUACCAUUGGACGAAAUUAACUUAGUCUGUGACAUUGCUACAUUACACGAAAACGAGAGAAAUACUCUGUGUGUAGUUGCAUGCAAUCCCGUUACCUUGUACUUUAUGGAUAUGACUGGAGAAAAUGUCUCCUUCGUGGACCUUUAUGACAUCUUCCCAAGAACAGCCAGUGGAAUUUGGCAGCCGUUUUUAACAGCAGCACCUCUGGGAAAUCCCCUUCAAGGUCAAGUGGUUCUCCACGAACAGCAGAGUAAUGUCGUCCUGUUGUUAGAUAUAACCGGCCGAACCCUUCGCCGCCUCAUCCUCUCUCCCAAAGAAGAAAGUAUGAACAAAAGCUCUUCCUGGUGGAACAAGGACACUGAAACUUAUAAAAUGUGUAAAGAAUUUUCACACAAAAACUGGCUAGUAUUCUACAAAGAAAAAGGGAGCAGCCUCAUUGUGCUGGAUGUUCUGGAAGGACGAACUCACACCAUCUCGCUUCCCAUCACCCUCAAGACAGUUUUCCUUGUCGCGGAAGACAAGUGGCUUCUGGUGGAGAACGGAACAAACCAGAAAUACCUCUUAACUAAGCCAGCGCACAUCGAAUCUGAGGAGCGUGGGGUUUGCCAGUUGCAUGUGUUGAAAGAGGAACCGCCCAGCACAGGGUUUGGAGUUACACAAGAAGCAGAGCUCAGCAUACCUCAUAAAGUUUCAAGUGAUCAACUGUCAUCUGAAAAUCUAAGUUCCGCUGUGGGGCAAAAGAUUUCCUCUCCUAACCGAGUCCUCUCUGAUGACAGCACUUAUGCUACAAUAGUUGUUGGCUUCCCAGAUCUCAUGUCACCCAGUGAAGUUUAUUCUUGGAAACGACAGUCAUCUUUGAGUAAACGCAGUGUGGCUGAUCCCCCAGGGUUCUAUGGAGGUAGAAAGAAAAGUGGUACUCCAAAACAGAGGAACUGUGUGGCUCUCUUAGACGCCAAUCAGAUAGUCAGGAUUUUGCCCACAGGAGAAGUCCCUCUAAAGGAUAUCUACCCAAAAGAUGUUACCCCCCCACAAACAUCUGGUUAUAUAGAAGUUACUGACCUUCAAUCAAAGAAACUCCGAUAUAUCCCUAUUCCCAGAUCAGAUUUUCUCUCGCCAUAUACCACUUGGCUGUCUACCAUCUCAGAUACAGAUGUCCUGCUUGCUGAGUGGGGCAAUGGUGGCGUUGUUACUGUUGACAUGGGAGGUUGCGUCCGGCUCUGGGAAACUGGACUUGAACAUCUGCAACGCUCGCUUAUGGAAUGGAAAAACCUGAUUGGACAAGAGGAUGACAAACCCGUACAGAUAACAGUCAACAGAGAUAGUGAUGAAGACGUCAGCACACCCAAACAUGGGAAGGAAGAUCCAGAAAACAUGCCCCAUGUAGGUGGCAAUACCUGGGCUGGUGGAACAGGAGGAAGAGACACUGCAGGUCUGGGUGGCAAAGGAGGCCCUUACCGGCUUGACGCAGGCCACACGGUAUACCAGGUGUCUGAGGUGGAAAAAGAUGCAAUUCCUGAAGAAGUGAAGAAAGCUGCACGGGAAAUGGCCCAGAAAGCUUUUCAACAGAGGCUGAAAGAGAUCCAAAUGAGUGAAUAUGAUGCCGCAAGCUAUGAAAGGUUUUCAGAUGCUGUUCGCCGACAGGUGCACUCCCUCCGUGUCAUUCUGGAUAACUUACAGGCUAAAGGUAAAGAAAGACAAUGGCUCCGGCACCAAGCUACAGGAGAACUAGAUGACGCCAAGAUCAUCGAUGGGCUGACUGGAGAAAAAGCCAUCUACAAGCGCCGGGGCGAGCUGGAGCCACAGCUGGGCAGCCCGCAACAGAAACCCAAACGUCUGAGCCUGGUUGUGGAUGUGUCUGGCAGCAUGUACCGCUUUAACGGGGUGGAUCGCCGGCUGGAGCGCUCCAUGGAGGCUGUGUGCAUGGUCAUGGAAGCCUUUGAGAACUAUGAGGAGAAGUUCCAGUAUGACGUCAUUGGACACUCUGGAGAUGGAUACAAGAUUAGCCUAGUUCCAAUGAACAAAAUCCCGAAGGACAACAAACAAAGACUAGACAUUCUGAAGACAAUGCAUGCGCAUGCUCAGUUCUGCAUGAGUGGGGACCACACACUUGAGGGGACAGAACAUGCCAUCAAGGAAAUCACUAAAGAAGAGGCUGACGAAUACUUUGUCAUCGUCUUGAGUGACGCAAAUCUGUCAAGAUAUGGGAUACACCCUGACAGAUUUGCCCAAAUCCUGACAAGCAACCCACAAGUAAAUGCGUUUGCCAUUUUUAUUGGCUCCUUAGGUGAUCAAGCAACCAGGCUUCAGAGAACUUUACCCGCGGGCCGGUCCUUCGUUGCCAUGGAUACCAAGGAUAUCCCUCAGAUUUUACAGCAGAUCUUCACCUCCACCAUGUUGUCGAGUAUUUAA